AUGAAACUCUCUUUCUUGAGCCGGAAGGCAGACCCAAAAGAUCCCAAUCUUGUCCCAGUUGAUGUCGAAGAGGCCCUGAAAAUUGCCCCCGAGGCUCGAGAUUAUGCUGGAGCACAUGCGAAGUAUGAUCCGGCCGAGAUUGCCCUCGUGCGCCGGCUCGACUGGAUGAUCAUGCCCAUACUGUGGUUUAUGUACUGGCUCAAUUACUUGGACCGCAACGCCAUUGCCCUAGCUAGACUAAAUACGCUAGAAGAAGACCUCAACCUAACCUCGACAGAAUACCAAACAUGCGUCUCGAUCCUCUUUGUCGGGUACGUCAUCGUCGGUAUCCCCGCAAACAUGGUCGUGACGCGAGUCCGCCCGAGCCUGUGGAUGAGCUCCUGCAUGGCCGUCUGGGCCAUCAUCAGUGCCCUCACGGCAGUCAGUCAGAACUACACGGGCUUGCUUCUCACGCGGUUCUUCCUUGGCAUCACUGAAGCUCCAUAUUACCCGGGAGCUCUGUAUGUUCUCGCCACGUUCUACACACGGAAAGAGUUGGCGACGAGGAUAUCGAUUCUGUAUACUGGGAAUAUUCUAGCGACGGCUUUUGCCGGACUCAUUGCGCUUGGGAUCUUCCAGAUGCACGGCAUGGCCGGUAUCGCGGGCUGGAGAUGGCUCUUCAUCAUCCAGGGCGUUGUCACCCUCAUCAUCGCCAUAAUCGCGUUCUUCAUCCUCCCCGACGAACCGCUCACAACGCGAUGGCUCAGCCCCGAAGAGCGCAUCCUAGCCAACGAGCGGAUUCUCCGAGACACGGUCGGAAACACUGGCCAGACGACAACCUGGUCCGGUCUUCUGGAGGCUGCCAAAGACCCCAAGGUCUGGCUAUUCACAGUGAUGCAGCACUGCCACCUGGGUGCGAACGGGUUCAAAAACUUCUUCCCGACUGCGGUUGAGACCUUGGGCUUUGAUGAGACGGUUACGCUGGUCCUUACUUGCCCUCCGUACCUCAUUGCUGGAAUAAUAUCAAUUGCUUGGUCUUGGUCUUCUGGAAGGUUUAAUGAAAGAACAUGGCACAUUACCAUCGCAAAAGCGAUCGCAGUGUUCGGCUUCAUCCUCGGCUGCGCCACACUCAACACAGGUGCCAGAUAUUUCUCCAUGGUUGUCUUCUCGGUUGGCACGUAUGCGGUGAACUCCAUCAUCCUAGGCUGGGUCUCGGCGACUUGCUCUCAGACAAAAGAGAAAAAGGCGUCCUCCCUCGCCAUUGUCAACUGCAUCGCCGUCGCAUCCUUCAUCUGGACACCCUACAUGUGGCCCAAGUCCGACGAGCCUCGGUACGUCAUGGCGAUGUCUUCGAGCGCAGCGCUUAGUGUUGCGACUGCCAUGGGCGCGUGGGCGAUGCGGUUCUGGCUCAAGAGUGAGAACAAGAAGAUUCGGCAAUCAGAAGACGAGAGCGUUCUAUUCUAUGCCUACUGA
This is a messenger RNA of Colletotrichum fioriniae, 1452 nucleotides long. NCBI's taxonomy places the organism in Eukaryota, Fungi, Ascomycota, Sordariomycetes, Glomerellales, Glomerellaceae. The record is from RefSeq and is a predicted model, not a curated record.